Sipha flava (yellow sugarcane aphid) is the source of this 1047-nucleotide messenger RNA. RefSeq names its product adenine phosphoribosyltransferase-like. The coding region runs from base 451 to 996 and encodes 181 amino acids. The transcript has 7 exons. Gene Ontology annotation, biological process: adenine salvage; AMP salvage. The record is from RefSeq and is a predicted model, not a curated record. NCBI's taxonomy places the organism in Eukaryota, Metazoa, Arthropoda, Insecta, Hemiptera, Aphididae. Gene Ontology annotation, cellular component: cytoplasm. Gene Ontology annotation, molecular function: adenine phosphoribosyltransferase activity; adenine binding; AMP binding.
UAUAAUUAAAUGUGUUCCGGACGCUCGUGUGCUCAACGGGUUGUAAUCAGCUAUAACGCGAUAAGUCGACUUAUCCUGUGAUCAAUGCUUCUUUGAAAACGUGCAACAGUUAUCAGUGAACUCAUGAAGUGUGACCUGAGUGCUUUACCUGACGUGCAUUAACUUAUACAUGAGACGUGCAGAGCCAUAGAAUAGAUAAAAACAUUGAACAGAACGGAGGAAAACCUAUCAUCAUUCAACCGGUUGACUGACUCAUUGUGUGCACAGAACGCACCAGUGGAAUCGGGGAACAUUGGUGAUGCCAUUAGAGUAGCAAAAUAGAUAACGACAACAAAUAAUAGGUUGCAAGUGUUAGAUUCUAACACUUGCAGUUAUCGAUCUCGUGGCAAUACGUUCAGCCGAUUAAUCUGUUUUUGCUUGUGUGCUGGAAUUCUAUUAUCAGAAGUCAAAAUGUCAAAUAGUAGUAUUGAAGAAGAUUCAAUUGCCUUGAAGGGUUACAUAAAAUCGUUUCCAGAUUUUCCUCUGCCUGGAAUAUUAUUCAGAGAUAUAUUUAGUGUUUUUCAAAACACUGAUGGAUUAAAGUUGUUAAAUAAUAUUUUAAAAAAAUAUUGUAAUGAGGUUGCUGGUAAGGUUGAUUGUGUUGCAAUGUUGGAAGCUCGAGGAUUUUUGUUGGGUACUUUAAUGGCAUUAUAUUUGAAUGUUCCUUGUGUUCCAGUAAGAAAAAAGGGAAAGUUACCUGGAAAAGUAGCUCAAUUGGAGUAUAGUUUGGAGUAUGCUAAAGAUGUAUUGGAAGUUCAAUUAGGUGUUUUAAAAGAAGGAACAAGAGUGCUAAUUAUUGAUGAUUUAUUAGCGACUGGUGGUACUCUUCAAGCUGCAGUACAACUAAUGAAGAAAACUGGAGCUGAAGUAGUUCAAGCGGUAGUUAUUAUGGAAUUAUGUGAUUUAGAAGGAAGAAAGAAACUUGACAUUCCUGUGAAAUCAUUCAUUCAAUAUUAAAUAUAAUAAUAUUAAUAUUAUUAAAUAAUAUAUUUUCUUUUGACGAAUAAA